Musa acuminata AAA Group (dessert banana) is the source of this 1143-nucleotide messenger RNA. RefSeq lists its product as uncharacterized. The coding region runs from base 247 to 996 and encodes 249 amino acids. Gene Ontology annotation, molecular function: SUMO-ubiquitin ligase activity. Lineage: Eukaryota; Viridiplantae; Streptophyta; Magnoliopsida; Zingiberales; Musaceae. The record is from RefSeq and is a predicted model, not a curated record. The transcript is spliced from 5 exons.
AACGGUCCGUGUCACCAGUCGUAACUUAUCCGGCGAUGGAGGCGGCGAUCUGAGGAUCCGUGCGCUGAUAGAAACGAAGGGAGCGAAAAACUCGCUCCUUUUUUCGCCUUCUUCGAUCCAUCUCGAUCGUCUCGUCAAGACCCUACACCUCCAAAGGCAAGAACUUGACGGACAGCGUCUCCGUUUCACUCGAUCCGACCCCAAAUUGUUUGAUCCGCGGGUUUUACUGUAUGGCUGACGUAUAGCAUGAACACGCUUGGACCAUCGAGGAAAGGUACAGGGAGGCACGCGAGGGAAGGUGUCAGUCGUAAGAUGGUUCUGAAUUUGGACCUCAACUCUCCUCCGGUGGAGUGCCAGCUUCCUGAGGGGACUUCCGGUUGUAGACAUCCACGGAUUUCUCGAGGAACAUCUAUUUCCGUUGAUCCUCAGUCGGGUAAUCCGACCGGACGGCAGCAAGGGUCUUCUGCGCCAUCAAACGAUUGCUUAAAUGGUGGUUUGAUUGAUGUAGAGCUGAUAGAGGAUGAGGUCGUGAUUCUCUCUUCCCCGAGAGGUCUUCCCCUGAGGAGGAACCACUCCAGAAGAGACCACCCUGUGACAGUGGUCCUAGAUGAAGAUCCAAAGACAAAUUUGAGACGAUCAGGCGAACAAGUGGUCAGAUCAUCUUUGAACACCAGCAACAAACGGUAUAAAAGUUCGACAAGCACGGCAGUUACUAGUUAUGAUCUUUAUCUUGGUUUGGAAGAGGACUACAAUUCCAAGAGGAAAAAUAUGAUGAAGUCUAAACUAGAGCCUGCGGAGGUAAUUAGGAAGGAACCUGCCUUCACCUGCCCUGUCUGCAUGGAUGCAUUGGUGGAGGCAGCAUCAACCAUCUGUGGCCAUAUUUUCUGUCUAAAGUGCAUAAAGGCCUCCAUUCAGGCACAGAAGAAAUGCCCAACCUGUAGAAGGAAACUCACUAAGAACAAUUUUCAUCGUGUUUAUCUUCCAUUUUCCGAUUGACACGACACCGAUUAGGUCCUUUAUGUUCUUCAUGAUUUUACCAGUGAUUCUUCCAGGUCCAAGAAUGUUUUUCAAUGUAGUUCAGGAACAAUGUGAUGAAAUAUGUGUUCAGGAACUACGUAAAAAAUAUCCAUCUCAUUACAAGGA